AUGUUAACGGCUAUUUUUCUCUCCCUCACGGUGCUCCUACGCGCCACCACUAUAUUGACAGUGGCCCAACGGAGCGCCUAUACGGCGGCGGAGACCCAGGCAUUAAUGUCGUUCAAGUCGAAUCUGCAAGACCCACUUGGCGUAUUGGACGGCUGGGAUUUGUCGACACCCUUGGCACCGUGUGAUUGGAGGGGUGUUUACUGUUACGACGGUCGUGUUCGUGAACUCCGCCUGCCUCGUUUCCAACUCGGUGGCCGACUCAGUGACCAACUCGCUAGCUUGCGCGAGUUGCGCAGGUUAAGCCUCCAUUCUAACAACUUCAACGGCUCGAUUCCAGGAUCUCUCUCUCAAUGCGCUCUCUUACGCGCCAUUUAUCUCCAGUACAACUCUUUUUCCGGCGAAUUCCCGCCGGAGAUGUUUAACCUCACUAACCUCCAAAUCCUAAACAUCGCUCAUAACUUUCUCUCCGGCGAAAUAUCCGGCAACAUCCCGAUGGCCCUCCGGUACCUUGAUCUUUCCUCCAAUUCCUUUACCGGCAACAUUCCGUCUAAUUUCUCAUCAUCCUCCCAGCUUGAACUUAUUAAUUUAUCGUUUAACCGGUUCACCGGCGGAAUCCCGCUGAGUAUCGGCGAGCUUCAGAAGCUCGAAUAUCUGUGGCUUGAUUCUAACAAGUUGUACGGCACUCUAUCAUCCGCAAUAGCGAACUGUACUUCGCUAAUUCAUCUGACUGCCGCAGAUAAUAUGCUUGAAGGACUAAUUCCGGCGACUAUUGGUUUGCUUCCGAGGCUUCAAGUGAUAUCACUGUCACACAACCUACUCUCUGGUUUGGUCCCCACGUCACUAGUUUGUAAUGUCUCAGUCAAUGCUUCUUCAAUAAGGAUUGUUCAACUAGGGUUUAAUGCGUUCACGGGCAUUAAUAUCAAACCAACGAACAUGGUGUGCUCCAGUGUUUUGGAGUUUUUAGACCUUCACGAGAAUCACAUAAACGACGUGUUUCCUUAUUGGUUGAUGAAUGUGUCAACACUGAGUACUUUGGAUGUUUCUGGAAAUUUCUUCUCCGGUGUACUGCCUAAUGAGACCGGUAAUCUGUUGAGUUUAGAGGAGCUGAGGGUGGCCAAUAAUUCGCUAACCGGUGAAGUCCCGGAUGGUAUUAGAAAAUGUAGCUUGUUAACAGUGCUUGAUCUUGAAGGAAAUCGAUUUUCGGGUGUAAUCCCAGAGUUUUUGGGGGAAUUGAAGAAGUUGAAGGUAAUGUCACUGGGUGAAAAUCUUUUUACUGGUUCAAUACCAUCUAGUUUUGGAGGUCUUUACGAGCUUGAGGUGUUAAAUUUGAGUAACAAUAGCUUAACUGGUAUAUUACCACAUGAGGUAACGAGGCUUAGCAACUUGAGUUCUUUAAAUUUGAGCAAUAAUGAGUUUUCUGGUGAAGUUCCCAGCAUUAUUGGUGAUUUGAAGGGAUUAGUGGUUCUUAACAUGAGUGGUUGUGGCUUUUCCGGGGGAGUUCCGGUGAGUAUUGGAAGUAUGUUAAGACUCACAACUCUUGAUUUGAGUAAGCAAAAUUUAUCAGGAGAGUUGCCAUUUGAGCUAUUUGGGUUGCCUAGUUUAGAAGUUGUGGCCCUGGAAGAGAACAUGUUAUCUGGAGAUCUUCCUGAGGGUUUUAGCAGCUUAUCGAGUUUGCGAUACCUAAAUCUGUCAUCUAAUGACUUCUCUGGUGAGAUUUUGCCAACAUAUGGCUUUCUUCAAUCUCUAGUUGUUUUCUCACUAUCUAGAAAUCGUAUCACUGGCUCAGUUCCAGGGGAGCUGGGCAAUUGUUCCGAUCUUGAGGUGCUUGAGCUUCGCGGAAAUCUUUUGAGUGGCCAAAUUCCAGAUAAUCUUUCACAUUUGUAUAAUUUGAAGAAGCUUGAUUUGGGUCACAAUAGAUUAACAGGUGGAAUCCCAGAAAAUAUUUCCAAUUGUUCGUCUCUGGCUUCACUCUUGUUGGAUCAUAAUAAUAUCUCAGGCCAAAUACCAGACUCAUUGUCAAAAUUGUCAAUCCUAACAACGCUGGAUCUCUCUUGGAACAAUUUUAGUGGAGCUAUUCCAGCUAGUCUCUCUCUCAUUUCUGGCCUGAAGCACUUUAAUUUAUCCAACAAUCACCUUGAGGGUGAGAUUCCAGAGCCACUACGAUCUCGGUUCAAUGAUCCUUCUGUUUAUGCAAUGAAUGAAGGUUUAUGUGGGAAGCCACUGAACAAAGAUUGCAAAAAGGAAAGAAGGCGAAAGAGGAGGCAGCUGAUUUUAGUAAUAGGUGUGGCUGUGGCAGGAAGUUUAAUUGGGGCAUUAUGUUGUUGCGGGUACAUAUACAGCCUCUUACGGUGGUGCAAGAGGCCGAGAGUUUUGGCUGCAAGAGAGAAGAAACGGAGCCCUGCUCGCACAAGCUCGGGAGCAGAAAGGGGUCGUGGAAGUGGAGAAAAUGGAGGGCCAAAGCUUGUUAUGUUUAACACCAAGAUUACAUAUGCGGAGACCGUGGAAGCAACAAGACAAUUUGAUGAGGAAAAUGUUCUAAGCAGGGGAAAGUAUGGACUUGUAUUCAAAGCCACUUAUCCAGAUGGAAUGGUCCUUGCAAUUCGUCGCCUUCCUGAUACAUCCAUGGAUGAAAAUUCUUUCAAGAAAGAAGCUGAUUCUCUAGGCAAGGUAAAACAUAGAAACCUAACUGUUCUUCGUGGCUAUUAUGCAGGACCACCUGAUAUUCGACUUCUUGUUUAUGACUACAUGCCUAAUGGAAACUUAGCUACUCUCCUUCAAGAGGCAUCACACCAAGAUGGGCAUGUGCUGAAUUGGCCAAUGCGUCACCUAAUUGCACUUGGAAUCGCUCGUGGAUUGGCAUUCUUGCAUUCUGUUUCAAUGGUUCAUGGUGACGUUAAGCCACAAAAUGUGCUCUUUGAUGCCGACUUUGAAGCUCACCUUUCUGAUUUCGGAUUUGAUAAACUAACCAUAGCAACACCAGCAGAAGCGUCCUCGUCUUCCACCCCAAUUGGAACAUUAGGCUACGUAUCCCCUGAAGCCAUAUUAACCGGGCAAGUAACAGAAAAAUCCGAUGUGUACAGUUUUGGGAUCGUAUUGUUAGAGAUAUUAACAGGAAGGAAGCCAGUGAUGUUCACAGAAGAUGAAGACAUUGUGAAGUGGGUGAAGAAACAGUUACAAAGAGGCCAAAUUACAGAAUUGCUAGAACCGGGCUUGCUUGAACUUGAUCCUGAAUCAUCAGAAUGGGAAGAGUUCUUGUUGGGAGUGAAAGUUGGACUUCUGUCCACAACCACUGACCCUCUUGAGAGGCCAUCCAUGACUGACGUCGUGUUCAUGCUCGAACGCUGUCGGGUCGGCCCGGAUCUCCCAUCCUCAGCUGAUCCCACAGCAUUGCCUUCCCCUACGUGAAAAUUCAGCUUCCAAAAUUGAAUCCCUU
Ilex paraguariensis (yerba mate) is the source of this 3433-nucleotide messenger RNA. The record is from the annotation of a GenBank genome assembly. NCBI's taxonomy places the organism in Eukaryota, Viridiplantae, Streptophyta, Magnoliopsida, Aquifoliales, Aquifoliaceae.